AUGGCAUCCAAUUCCGUCAAAGACGCUGCCAGCAGCGCUACCGUCUCUGCCAAAGAGGCCUCGCAGUCCGCGAUUGAGAAUCCCACGCAAACCACUCAGAACUUCUUGCACCACCCAUACAUUCGUGCUGCUCUCCCGUUCAUCAACGGCGGUCUCGCCGGCAUGACUGCCACCGUCGUUAUCCAGCCCGUCGACAUGGUCAAAGUGCGUCUGCAGCUCGCCGGCGAAGGCGCUCGCACUGGACCACGCCCAUCCGCCCUGGGCAUCACCAAGGAUAUCGUCGCAUCCGGCAAAGUCCUCGAUCUAUACACGGGUCUCUCCGCCGGUCUCCUUCGCCAAGCAGUGUACACAACCGCACGCCUGGGUUUCUUCGACACAUUCAUCAAGAAGCUGAACGCCCGCGCCGAUGCCGCGGAGCGUAAAGUCACCUUCGCUGAGCGCGCCGCCGCAGGCCUCAGCGCCGGCGGUAUCGCCGCCAUGAUCGGAAACCCCGCCGACCUUGCCCUCGUGCGCAUGCAAUCUGACGGCCUGAAGCCCCCCGAGGCCCGCGCUAACUACCGCUCCGUCUUCGACGCUCUUAUCCGAAUCCCUCGCUCCGAAGGCGUCGCUGCUCUCUGGGCCGGCGCCCUCCCCACCGUUAUCCGAGCCAUGGCGCUCAACAUGGGUCAACUUACCUUCUUUGCGGAAUCCAAGGCCCAGCUGAAGCAGCACACCAAUCUUUCGACCCAGAACCAGACCUUCGCCGCCUCCGCGAUUGCCGGUUUCUUCGCCUCUUUCCUUUCUCUGCCCUUCGACUUCAUCAAGACUCGUCUCCAGAAGCAGCAGAAGGAUCCGAAGACCGGUCAACUGCCGUACCGGGGUGUCCUGGAUUGCGCGCGCAAGGUCGUCGCAGAGGAGGGAUGGUUGCGCUUCUACCGUGGCUUUGGCACGUACUACGUGCGGAUCGCACCUCACGCGAUGGUAACCCUCAUCGUGGCCGAUUAUCUCAACAUAAUCACCAAAUAG
Penicillium argentinense is the source of this 1005-nucleotide messenger RNA. RefSeq names its product putative mitochondrial dicarboxylate carrier protein. The transcript is spliced from 2 exons. Gene Ontology annotation, molecular function: oxoglutarate:malate antiporter activity. Gene Ontology annotation, biological process: transmembrane transport. Bases 1 to 1005 code for a protein of 334 amino acids. Lineage: Eukaryota; Fungi; Ascomycota; Eurotiomycetes; Eurotiales; Aspergillaceae. The record is from RefSeq and is a predicted model, not a curated record.